GAAUUCUUAUUUUCGAUUACCUUUUCUAAGAAAUUUAUUAUUAUUUGGUUUUCUAUUUUUUUAGAAAAAAAAAAUAAUGAAUUGGAUUGUAGAUUAUGUUUUAAAGCUGAUACUAACCAUGAAAUUCUGUACACAUUUAUAUGCACAGAUUUAAAAUUCAUAACAACUAGACACAAACCACAGUAUGUGUAUUUGAAUCAGUUAAAUGCAUCAAGCAAGACUUAUAUAGUCAGAGUAGUAGUUGCUGAAAAGGGAAGAGACAUACUAUCUUCCAAAAAAACUGUCAGAUUCCAGACUUUGCUACUGAAGGACGAGCAGGGCAACAGGAUGCGAGGUACUUUAUUUGGAGAUCAGAUUGAGGCUUUUGAAGAUGCACUGCAGUAUCUGGGAGAGUAUGAUAUUUCUGCUGCAACAAUCAAAUUUAUAGAUGAAAAAUGGAGAACUGACCUUGAUCAGUUCCCUUACCAAAUGACUUUUGGUAGUAGAACUGUGAUUCAGCCAGUUGAUCCUGAACUUGGACCAGUUUUACCUAACUACCAGCUAAUAGCAGCUAUUCCUCGUGCAGUGGAUCCUGAUGAGAGAUAUGAUGUUGUAGGAGUGGUUCUUUAUGUUGAAGACGAACCAAGAACAGUUGAAGGGAAAGAUGGAGGACGAGAUAGCUUAGUGCAAAAAAAUAAUCAUCACUGAUCAGAGCUGCGAUCAACCACUCUCCAUCUCUCUGUGGAAUGACUUGACAGAAGCAAGGUACUUCGACGGAUUAAAAAACUGGGCAGAUUCGUUCCAAGUCAU
This is a messenger RNA of Chenopodium quinoa (quinoa), 789 nucleotides long. RefSeq lists its product as uncharacterized. The record is from RefSeq and is a predicted model, not a curated record. The transcript is spliced from 4 exons. NCBI's taxonomy places the organism in Eukaryota, Viridiplantae, Streptophyta, Magnoliopsida, Caryophyllales, Amaranthaceae. Bases 328 to 687 code for a protein of 119 amino acids.